Molecule: messenger RNA, 2040 nt
Organism: Talaromyces proteolyticus
Lineage: Eukaryota; Fungi; Ascomycota; Eurotiomycetes; Eurotiales; Trichocomaceae
Product: U3 small nucleolar ribonucleoprotein Mpp10
Exons: 1
Coding region: 1-2040 (679 amino acids)
Biological process (GO): rRNA processing
Cellular component (GO): sno(s)RNA-containing ribonucleoprotein complex; Mpp10 complex; nucleus
Source: RefSeq, a predicted model, not a curated record
AUGGAGGGAUCCUCGAUAUGCGAGUCUAUUUCAUCCACGCCGCAUUUAUUUCUACGCCCAUCACAUCAGUUACACAUCGCAUCACGACUUGCAGCCAAGAGCUUUCUUGAUCCACUGACCGUGGGCCAUUCAACCCUUCGACGCAGUAGCAAUAAUUCUCUGAAGUACAGUAAACAUGGCUCGGGGAUUUUGAAAAAGAGCGUUGAGCGCAAAAAUCACACUCAGCCACUAUAUACGAAUGGGUUUUCUAUCGACCAAAUAUGGGAACAGGCCGUGCGAAUAAUAACCGACACAAGCAAUCAAUUGAGCCAGGAUAUUGUCACACCUUCGAAGCCCUCUCAGCGAUCGAACUAUCCCCAAGACGAUCUACAAACGCGCCAGUUCAAGGUUUCCGAGCAAGAUGUACCUUCCUCUGAAAAUGAAAACUCUGAUUCAGACCCAGAAAAUCCCAGCGACUUGGAACAAAUGCCCGAAAAGUUGGAGGACUUUGAUGAAUACGAGGAUUACAUGGAUUUGGAAAAGCUGUCUGACGAAGAUGAAUCGUCAAUACCCGAAAGUCCCUCUUCAGAAACGUAUGUUCAAGACCCAUUUAAUCUGAAUGAUGGGUUCUUCUCUAUCGACGAAUUCAACAAGAACACGGAGUAUUUGGAAAAUAUGGAUGCCAAGGGUGCACAGGAGGAGUUUAGUGACGAGGAAGACAUAGACUGGCACAUUGAUCCUGCGGCUGCCGGAUUAUCGGCUCCAAAGACUUAUAAAAAGAGCGAGAGCAGCCCUAAUCAAGAUGAUGAUGGCCAAAGUUCAGCUAGUGAAGAUGGGCCAAUCUUUAAUGAUGUCGACCUUUUGGGCGACGAAAGCGAUGAAAAUGUGCAAGGCGCUAUAAUUGACGAAACUGACUGGAUUGACACUACUGAAAUAAAAUACAACGAUUUUUUUGCACCUCCUCCCCGAAAAGUCUCACACCAAAAAGCCAGGCCCCUUCCGAAAACACAACCAUCCCAAAUUGAGAAUAAUGAUGAUAUUGAACUUGCUAUGUCCGAUGUUCGCCGUGAUUUGUUUGAGGAUUUCUCUGAGAGCUCAGAUCAAGAGAUCGAUGCAAAUUCCAAUGAAUUGCAAGAAGGUCGAUCUACACAUGAAAGGCAACGAGCCAAGAUUGCAGACGAGAUUCGUCGUUUAGAGUUAGCCAACGUCGCAAAAAAGGGGUGGAUGCUCGCAGGUGAAGCCAGGGCCACAGAACGGCCAGUCAACUCCCUCAUAGAGAAUGAUCUUGACUUUGAGCGCAUUGGAAAGCCCGUGCCAGUCGUGACGAAUGAAACAUCAGAAUUAAUUGAGCAGUUGAUCAAACAGAGGAUACUGGCGAAAGACUUUGAUGAAGUGAUAAAGCGUUUGCCCGACAUGAUACAGCGUACCCAGGCCAGUCGGGGACGUGUUGUUGUCGACCAAAGCAAACCUCAGCAGAGUCUUGCCGAUUUGUAUGAGAAAGAUCACUUACGAAUGAACGAUCCCAAUUUUGUUGACGAGAAAGAUGAAAAUCUUAAGCGCAGCUACGGUGAAAUUGAACAGUUAUGGAAGAACACAAGCUCUUUGCUUGACGCUUUGUCCAAUUGGCAUUACAAACCUAAAAUUCCCCAGCCCGACAUCAACGUGAUUGCGGAUGUCGCCACCGUCAUGAUGGAAGAAGCACGCCCUAGUGGAGCAGGUUCCAUAGGGGAGCAAGCAACUCUUGCGCCACAGGAAAUUUACAAGGCCAAAGAUAAGAAUGGCUUUGGAGGGGAAGUUGUAUCAAGAAGCGGUGUGUCUAUGGCUAAAGACGAAAUGAGCAGAGAAGACAAGUCCAAGAGAAGACGGAAGCAGAAGGAGAGUUUCAAAAACGCCAAGUCGACCUCCACAUCAAAAACAAAGGCUGACGAAGGACAGCAAAUAUUAUCAGAUUUGAAAAAGGGUGGCGUCAAUAUAGUAGGCGAGAAGGGGCAGUUAAAAACUGUAGAGGGACAGUAUCAGUCGAAGGCAACAGAGGCCCAAGCAGGCAGACUCAAGUUGUGA